Molecule: messenger RNA, 3036 nt
Organism: Suillus bovinus
Lineage: Eukaryota; Fungi; Basidiomycota; Agaricomycetes; Boletales; Suillaceae
Exons: 6
Coding region: 188-2854 (888 amino acids)
Source: RefSeq, a predicted model, not a curated record
CGACUUUAUGGCAAAGAUGCGGAAUGCCCGCAUGAGUGGGCCACCUGGCUAUCAACGUCUGGCGUCCUCCCAAGUGAUCUCCUGCCUCACGGAAGUAAUGAUUACUUAAAGUAUCUUUCGGUCAGUUUGUUUAUACUUUGUGUCUAUACAGAUAAUCAGCUUCGAAUAGAGCGAUGUACAGACUUUGAUGUGCUACCUUGGAGUAGGGGACACAUUUACUCCUUUUCACAAGGAUCUAUGCGCAUCUUCUGGCCAAAAUCUCAUGUGUUAUACUGAGAAUGGCGGGUCAUCUUUCUGGUUCAUGACAGAAAGUUCGGCUGCACCAGCCAUGGCUGAAUUCUUUCAGAAGAUCAACGAGGAAUUAGAUUUUGAAACACAUGUCGUGACCCUGAAAGAGUUGGGGCGGUCGACACUCAAAAUCUACAUUGCGGAACAAACCCUUGGCGACUUAGUACUCGUUCCCCCAAGAAGCUGUCACCAAGUCAUCAAUAAUGGUGGCAUCACGAUGAAAACAUCCUGGUCGCGUAUGACCUUCAAGGGGUUGUCGAAUGCUCUCUAUCAUGAACUUCCUGUAUAUCAUCGAGUAUGCCGACCGGAGACAUACAAGGUCAAGUUGAAUAUAUAUUGCGCCCUUCACCGACAGACACAGAUGCUUCGUGAACUUCAACAGCAGACAAGUUCUCCUCACCCCGACCGGUUAUUGCCCACUGUAAAUUUGGACCUUAAGCGGGUGGCUGAUGAUCUUUAUCACUUACUUGAGUUACUUGAUGAUGUCUUCGGGGAAGAAUAUUCACCAAAACAUCAAGAUAUGCCGCAUGUUUCGCGAUCCGAUACCUACCAUCAAAGCGACAUCUCCUGUGAUUUCUGCGGCGCGGAUAUCUUCCAGAGUUUCUUUGAGUGCAUACCCUGUGCUCUGCAUUUACCUGGGCUUCAUAACGAGAUGAAGAUCGGAGAUGGUAUUGUGGUUUGCCCUCUUUGUUAUGUCGAGGGUCGUGGUUGCAAUUGCGGGACUAUGAAUCCCACUCAGUGCCGGCCUUUUGGCGAUUUGCUAAGAGCCCGUGAUGAAGCCCUACGUGCCAUUCGAGAUGUAUGUCCUGAAGUCGUAAAGGACCACGAGUGUCUACUGGGGAAUUCAAAGUCUAUCGUAUCAGCACGUCAUGUCGGUAUCUUUAUAGCUGCGUGCGUUUUGUAUGAACGACGACCGAAGCUCCCUUACGUCGAGGAGCCACUGCGCGUGUGCUUGUCAAAGCAUGGACUCUCUCAAAGUGCGAUAAUCUACUGCCCACUCUGUCAUGUCGGACGAUGCAUGACUCAUAUAUUGGAGGGCUAUCAUAUGCAUUCUGCACCAGCGCUCUUGAUGUCGAAUGAUGUAAAAGUGUGGCAUGGCUAUCACAAAGAAUCCAAGGCAGUGUUCAGGGAAAAGUAUGCACAUAUCCAGCAUGACGAAGAGACUGGUGCACGUCCAGAUUUUCACUUGAAGUUGGCAUACGUUGCAUCCAAAUUUCGUACGUGCAGGUCUAUCAACCCGAAUGCAACGAUACCAGGAUGGUAUGAUAAAUGCAUAGAGCUGACUAGCGCAUCUGUUGCAUCGUCCCCAUUAAAGCAGGCGACCGAUGGUUCUAGUUCCCAGGCAACGUUCACUAAACCUGAGAAGCGUUCUUCGUCUACGUCAACGCUUUCCCGCAGGUUUCCAAGUUCUAGUGAAUCACUUCCAAACGACUUUCAAGGUAGUUCACCAAGCCACCGUGCGGAUCAUAAAUCACUGCCCACAACUCGAAAACUUCCAGGCGUACCACUUGCAAACGGGAAGAAGCGAAGGUUUGUUAUGGACUUUGUAUCUGUUCCCCCCAUUCCAUGUGAUGGGCCUUCAUCCAGUAUGUUUGACGAUAACACAACUCGUAUAGGAUCUUCGCCAGAUGAAGAUGAUUCAUCUUCAAGACUUGACGCUUAUCCUCGAACCCACACGCGGCAUGUCGACGAGUAUGAACAGCUCGAUGCCUCCGCCAGCGAUUCGAGUGGUCCGCCUCCAAAGAAGCAGCGUGUUGGUCCCCCCAGAAAUAGACUUCUGAGAAGAAGAGAGCCCCUCAGAUUAGAGAAACGUGCGUCAACUGGCAAAGUCUAUCUCACGAACAAACCUCAAUUCCCCGUCAAAUUACUUCCAAAUUCUCACCACCCCGCCAAGAAAGCAGCGCGGAGCCAAGCAAUACCCGAUAACGUCCAAUCAGUCGUUCAGAAGCAGCUACGCCUGGCGCUGGCCGAAAAUGAAAAGUUAAGGGUUGCUAAUGCCAGAUUGGAGAAAGAUAACGAAAUAAUGAAGAAAGGCCACGAAAUAUUGGAGGACAAGAUAUGCACAAUGCAAAGACGCAACGUGGAAUUAACAAACAUGGCGAGAAGCUUCCGUGCGCAAUCCCGCAAGAAGCGCAACAACCUUGACUCUCUUGGACAAGGUCCUGUCAAUUAUCCUUUCGCAUCUACUCCUCCGAUUCACAGGCACCAGGAAGGUCGAGACUCUCUUCCUAGUGCUAGAUCCUACACAGCGACGCCUUCCACCGCUACCAGUACAGGCGCCCAAACCCAAGAGAUGGGCCACUCUUUCCGUAUCGGACAUCGAUCUGCGGGUCACUAUCUCCCCAUCGAAAACACAUCGUGUCAUGAGCUAGAGAUGGAAGGGUCACAUACGGACACAACACAGCAGUCCUAUGCCCCAUCUGACGAGGAGAAUGAUCUGCCCGAGACACUCGUCGCGGAGCCUACUCGAGCUCAAAGCCAAGUUAGUUCUUCUGAAGACGAUGGCAAUUCUCCCUCACUUCUGGAAACUGAAACUGAGUCUAUCGCCGCUAGCGUGGAGUACUGAGCUUGUAUUUUGCCCUGAAUGAGCACUCCUGAUCCCAUAGUCAGUUGUACAUAAUUAUCCUCGAUUGACCACUUUACUGCACAUAUCUCAAAUCAUAAUUACUCUUGUAUACCACUCCCAUCACCAAUUUACUUACACACUCCUGGUAGUCAGUGAAUCCGUACAAAGAUAGUCAAGAGCAA